AGAUAAUUACUUUUAGUUUACAUGUUUAGCCUAUCUGUAACGGUUGUGCAAAUUUAAAGAUCAUCACUCACUAUAACCGGUUCAUUCAGCUUCAUUCAACAACUAAACAAAACAAAACAUUUAAGGUGUUAAGGACGAGCUUCUGAUUUUCGGAUGAAAAUCGUGGAUGGAACUAUAAUCCUAGGACCUUUGAACGAUAACCACAACCUUUGAUGAGUUGGAAAAUGCCGAACGUGAUGGUCAUCACUGUCACCGCCACCUUGAUGUUGCUGGCCACCGUUGAAACGGUGUCUGCGGGGGUCGCAACCAUCGAUGAACGUCAGCAGGACUUAGACAGCGAGUACGAUGGUGGAAUAAAAUCUCUGAACAUGGAGCUGAUCAAAUCGUCGAUACUGGACAAGCUGGGAAUGCAGCGGCCACCGGAAUUAGGCGAUCGGCUGCUGCUGCAAGAUCGCUUGGGCAAGUACAACAACGACAGCGGAAGUUACACGGUGGCGCCCUCGCAAAUCCGGGUCAAGUCCAACCGCAUAGACCCGAUCGGGAACGGCGGCACCGACGUGCAGAGCCGUAAAACAGCAUCCGAGUCCACAGACAACACUAUUAAUGGUCGCAACGUCCGAGACGACGACGACGACGAUUAUCACGUCAAGACGCAAAAGCUCAUAGCGUUCGCUCAGCCACAUCCCACGGUGCAAAAUCUACAGGGCCAAUAUCCACUCUGCUUUACGUUUUCCGAGCAAAUUCAACAUUAUCGAAUCACCAAAGUCAUUCUGUGGGUGUACAAGAUACCGUUGGACGUGAUCAUCGAUAACUCGGUGGUUAUCAUUGAUGUGUACAGAAUCAAUCCAAUCAACUUGCAACAGUCAUUAGUUUCCAGCAUAAAGCGGGUGUUGAACACUACGGAACCUAGUUGGGUGCCCAUUGAGCUACAGAAAAACACGUCUGACUGGUUCAAGACCAUUGGCGAGGUCAAAAACUUGACGCUAAUGGUACAAGCCUACUACCCUGACAAGAACAACACGCACGACAAGUUGCCGUACAUAAUUGACUCCAAAAAAAGAGAUGAUAAUAUUACCGAGAUCCCGUACUUGGAGGUGCACACCCACUACGGGCACCGGAACAGGCGGGGUGCGGAGUCCGAGCAGCGGACGUACAACGGUACAACCGCGGCGCACGCGCAGUGCAGCAGGCAUUCGGUGACGAUCGACUUAAAAGAACUCGGCUGGAAACAGAUCGUCUGGCCCGAAAAGUUGAAGUUUUACUACUGCUCGGGCGAGUGCAGUUCAACGACGUCAGUGCUAUCCUCUAGCGGGCGAGAAGUGCAUCAGUGCUGCGUGCCACGCAAGACGUCCGACCUGUUCGCGUUGUACUUAGACUUCACCGGUCCAAGUCGUAUUCGCCACGGAAAAAUAUCCGACAUGAUAGUAGACGAAUGUGGAUGCCAAGACACUGAUUCCAUUGUGCGUUCACUGCUGAAGCGGCUCGUAUAAUAAAUUGAUAA
Messenger RNA from Myzus persicae (green peach aphid), 1501 nucleotides. RefSeq names its product growth/differentiation factor 8-like. Gene Ontology annotation, cellular component: extracellular region. Lineage: Eukaryota; Metazoa; Arthropoda; Insecta; Hemiptera; Aphididae. Gene Ontology annotation, molecular function: growth factor activity; cytokine activity. The coding region runs from base 213 to 1490 and encodes 425 amino acids. The transcript is spliced from 5 exons. The record is from RefSeq and is a predicted model, not a curated record. Gene Ontology annotation, biological process: SMAD protein signal transduction.